This is a messenger RNA of Symbiodinium necroappetens, 1548 nucleotides long. The record is from the annotation of a GenBank genome assembly. NCBI's taxonomy places the organism in Eukaryota, Dinophyceae, Suessiales, Symbiodiniaceae.
AUGGCACACGAAUCGCCCGAAUCCGGCCACCGCACCCCGCUGCCCAUCGACGGCGGUCCGCUCACCGUUGUCGACGUCGAGCAGGUCGCCCGUCAGGGCCGACGCGUCGAGCUGAGCCCGGCGGCGCUGGAGCGCAUCAGCCAGUCCCGGAAGUUCCUCGAAUCGACGAUCGGGCACGGGCGGCCGAUCUACGGCGUGAACACGGGCUUCGGCUCGUUCGCCACCAAGACGAUCCCACCGAACAAGCUGGGAGAGGUGCAGAAGAACCUGAUCCGCUCGCAUUCCACGGGUGUGUCCGACGCGCUCCCGGUGGAGACGGUGCGGGCGAUGCUCUUCAUCCUCGCGGGCUCGCUCUCGCGGGGGCACUCGGGUGUGCGUCCCAAGCUCGUGCACGCGAUCGUGGACCUGCUCAACGCGGGCAUCACGCCGGUCGUCCCCUCCGUCGGCUCGGUGGGCGCCUCGGGCGACCUCGCGCCGCUCGCGCACGCGAUGCUCGCGGUGCUCGGCGAGGGCGAGGUCAUCGUCGGCGGCGAACGAACGGACGCCGCGAAGGCGCUCAAGAAGGCGAAGCUCGACGCGAUGGACCUCACGGCGAAAGAGGGCCUCGCGCUGAUCAACGGGACGCACCUGAUGUGCGCGCAGGCGGCGCUGCUCAUGGCGGACAUCGAGCGGGUCUUCGACGCCGCGACGAUCGCCGCGUGCAUGAGCAUCGAGGGCUGCCUGGCGACGGACGCGUUCCUCGACGCCCGCGUCUACCGGGCGCGGAACCACUCCGGCCCGGCCCGCGUCGCGGCCCGAAUGCGCACGGCGCUGGCGGAUUCCGGGAUCACGAAGAGCCACUCGGUCGACGACCCGCGCGUGCAGGACCCCUACUCGCUCCGCUGCGUCGCCCCGGUGCUCGGCGCGGCGCUGGACGCGAUCGAGAACUUCCGCCGCUCGCUCCUCCGGGAGCUCGGCGCCGUGACCGACAACCCCCUCGUCUUCCCCCCCGACGGGACGGACGUGCGGAACAUCAUCAGCGCCGGCAACUUCCACGGCAUGCCCAUCGCGCUGCCGCUCGACCAGGUCUGCAUCGCGAUCGCGCACGUCGCGGGCAUCGCGGAGCGCCGGGUCUACCUCAUGCUCUCGGGCAACGACACGUACACCGGCGUCCCGGCGCACCUGAGCCCCGAGCCCGGGCUCCAGUCCGGUCUGAUGAUCGCCCAGUACACCGCCGCGGCGUGCUGCAACGAGAUCGCGACCCUCUGCACGCCGGCGUCCGUCACGAACAUCCCGACGAGCGCGGGCGUGGAGGACUACAACUCCUACGGCCCCCGCUCCGCGGCCAAGGCGCGGCGGGCGAUCGAGCUCGCGCGGUACGUCGUCGCGAUCGAGAUGCUCUGCGCGGCCGAGGCGAUGGAGUACCACAGGCCUCUGAAAUCGGGCGACGGCGUCGAGCGGGCGCACGCGCUGGUGCGGUCGGUGGUGCCCAAAUUGAGCGAGGACCGCGCGACGGCGCACGACAUCGACGCCAUCGUCGCUCUCAUCGACGAGGGGCGGUUUGGCUGA